Molecule: messenger RNA, 7967 nt
Organism: Spirodela intermedia
Lineage: Eukaryota; Viridiplantae; Streptophyta; Magnoliopsida; Alismatales; Araceae
Source: the annotation of a GenBank genome assembly
AUGGCCGCUGCCUUCCGCUUCGGUCACCUUCUGGGUUUCUGCUGCAGGGCCAGACCCCCUCCUCCCCUCCCACGCGGCCUUCCACAUCAUCGUGUUCUCGCCUCCCCCUCUCGCCAUGUGUCGCGAAUACCCUGUUGCUGGGCUUCCAUCUCCCACCUUGCUGACGGAGGUACGGGGUUCCAUCGUGAAAUCAUCCUCUGUUCACCCCGGGGAUCUCAGGAUGAUAACCCAUUGAUCUUUCUCUCUCUGUCUUUCAGCUGAGACUGUUCUUACAGGUGACCGGUUAGUUCUCACCAAGGAUGAACGCUCGGCAUCUUUGGGGACCCGGAGUGGGGAGGGUGAGGAGGAGGGGGACUACCUGGUGGACAGUUCCAGUACCAUCGCCGCCAUCGUGACAUCGCUGGGCGGAGGUCCCGCUGCGGUGGGAAUUGUGCGGCUCUCUGGACCAGCGGCAGUGUCUAUUGCCGGCCAGGUGUUUCGCCCGGCGAGGGUUAGGAAGUCCGACGACAAUGGGAUCGCCUGCUGGAGGCCCACGAGCCACUUCGUGGAAUACGGUGUGGCCUUGGACCUUCAGGGGAACGUCAUCGACGAGGUGAGUUCUUGUUCUGUGAAUUUCGGACGAGGCGUUUGCGUUUUACAUCUGGUUUCCAUUUCUUGGUUGCGUUUAGUCCAGAGCUUUUUUGCAUUGAAGAGCUUCUUGGCUUCGAAUCUGUACAUCACGUGAGUUUUUUAAUCAACAUAGUUUUCAAAGUAUCAUUUCAGAAGUGUGUUGAUUUUUUUAUCAAGAACUUUUAUUCAUUGGCAGCCAUCAUCAGAUAAUGAAUUAAUAUUUUAUUUUUUACUUAAAUCCUAUAUGUCUUGCUAUUUUUUCAACAAAUUAUUACCAGUGCGCGUCAUUAUGUAGCUAUGAAUAGUUUUGAUGGGUUCCAAUUGGCACAUUUAAACCUUUAUUUACUUACACAUUUUUUACACUCGGUUCUAUCCAACAUGCGAUAAAUGGGCUAUUUUUCACCAACCUCUAAUUCGAUUACUUUGAACGAAGCUGCAAUUUUGGAGUCCUACUUUUCUCAUAGUUCAAGGUGCUGCAUCAGUAUCUCCCAUUGAAAAGAUUUUGCAGUGGGUAUUGCAUGAUAUGUUUGGGUAUCUAUAUAUAGAAGAGAUCUGGGAUAAUCUAAGGCCCUGGAUUUUGGGUACAUUUUGGCUCUGGAUUGCUCUUUUUAGGGCUCAUGUCAUGUGGGAGUGGGUGUCAAGGCUUCGACCCUCAGUUUCUUACUAUUUCCUAUUGUAAUCUAGUGUAUUUCCUUCUCUCCUUUUUUAAAUUUUAUAUUAAUUUUAUUUAUUUAUUUGGCUAGGGGGGCCAAUGGAGGCCUUUAGGGGAUGAAGAUGUAGAAUACCAUGGAUUAAUUCAUUUACACUUAAUAUUAUAGAGUCCCAGCUGCCUUGAAGUGAAGUACUUGGGAUAUAAGGUGCUAUUAGGAUAUCAUAAAUGAAAGAGAAAGAAUACGAAAAAACAUAGGGGAGAAAAUAAUACAAAACAAAUCUCUUAUGUUUGCUAAUGCACGAUAACGUUUACUUCCCCUGUUGAUCUAUGUAUUCCCUUGAAUCCAUCUAAAAUCACUGCAAAAAACAUAAAGCAUAGAUAGUUUCUGGGGUUCAACUUUUACCAUUAAGGUCAUCAUGUUCACCAAGAAGCACAUAUAUUUUAUUUAUGUUCGACUUAGAUUGCCAAUGUUCUAAGUUCAUCUGAGAGUUUGGAAAACUAUUUGCAUUAUAAUUGCUUUCACUUAUUAAGUCUUGUUUAUGAAGUAAUUUUCUCUGAAGGAAAGAUGCCUUUAUCAAAUUGACUUGUAAUCAUUUAAAAGAACUACUGCAUGAACCUUUUUUAUUUACAUCAUUUCAUGGACCCAGUUGAAUGUCACAAUAGAAUAAUAAUAUACAUUAUGACGACCACCUGUCAAGCUCUUUUCCAGAUUGGUUUUCUGAGGAAAACUUUCUGAACUUAUUGUACUUUCCUUAUUUGGUCUAAUACUAAUGGUGAAUGUCUACUGUUUGUGCCUUUUAAUAUCCAAUUGAUCAAAAUCCAAUGCAUUAAAUGUUGACAAUUAUAUUUCUCUGUGCUUACUUCAACAUUCCAUUGACGUCAUGCUCCUUAGAUAUCAUGAAAAUGACGUAAAUGUUUUGAAAGGCAUUCCUGUGGGGGGGCAUUUGUUUAGAAUAUGGCUGAAAGGAGAUAGAUUGACACCUAAUAGUCAAAGGCUUUCUACGUCUCUAACAUCUACAGCAUCACUUUUUUGCAUGUUUAUUUACAUUCUUUGUACUAGUGAGAUUUUUUGAUCUUCUAGAAUGAAAAUGACUCGAUUGCCUGACCGGUUUUAAAACUCCAUUUCUUUUACCAUUUGACUUCAGGAGACUGGUACCUACUUAUUGCUCAUUUCCCCCUUACUUUCUGUUUCUUUAUCUCCGCAAUCAAAUGGGAAUGACUUUGCUUGAACAGAGUGAAACAUAAAUGUUUUAGUCCAUCUUAUUUUCUUUCAAUAAUUUUCUGGGGAUACUUCAAUUGAAGCGUUAGGUCUCUAAACAAUGUAGGGUAGUCCAGAGGAUAGUUAUUACAGUUGGUACACAGAAUUUUGUUAUCCUGUUUGAUUUGCCUGAGCGUUUCGAAGGGAGGGAUGUUGCCUUGGCAUUCAUGGCAGGUUAUUUUGAUCAGUUUUGAUGAUGGAUUUGAUCAAGCAGGGACUAUUAACCAACGCAAAUAAAUGAUCUUUUUUUUUAUCAUUAGGAUCUAGAUUAUUCUAUGUUUUUCUUGUUGACUCCUCUCUCUUCCACGUGCACAGGUCUUAGCGAUUCCUAUGUUGGCACCAAGGUCUUACACUAGGGAAGAUGUUGUGGAGCUCCAAUGUCAUGGAAAUGAUAUAUGCUUGCACCGUGUGUUAAGAGCUUGCUUGGAGGCUGGCGCUAGACUUGCUGAACCAGGUUAUCUAUUUUAAUCAGAUAUUCCUUACUUUGUUUGAAUAGACUUUUCACUGAAGUGGACAUGGCAGAAAAUAGAUGUACUGAAUGUGAUUCUUGUUUUAUCCCCUGUCGGAUAUUCAGGUUCCACUUGGAUCUAUUGUCCUUUCUGGUAAGACAAUGUCACGAUUGCACCUUCUACCGAAAUAGUGAUUCACAUAGUGAAGAAAGUGUUAACUGUAAUGAGUGGUAGAAUCAUGUGGUGUUAAUGCAGUUUGGUCACGAGUGCAUAUCCAAAUUGAUCAUUCUAAGGCCCAUUUGGCUAGAAUCAUGAUUUUUAUGUUGAAAAUUCAAAAAGAAAAAAAAUCUGGUGUUGAUCUGAUAUUUGAUAAGGAUCUGGCAUCCAACUUGGCAGAAGGUAAUCAAAAUUUGGUUAAAGAAUAAAAUAAAUCCAUGUCAUUAUGAUUUCUAAUGAUAUGUGAAUACUUUUAAUUAUUUUCCUGCGUCUAGUACAUGGGAAUUGAUCUGGUUGUAAGAAAUAUUAAUAUCAAUCUUGCAUCAACAAUCUCUGUAGCUCAUUUGUAUAGAUACACAUCUAACAUUCAACAUUUUCAAUCUUCCCAAAGGAAAGGGUAGGUGUUUAUGCUUCCUGAGUGACUUUUUUCCUAGUGUGGAAAACUCUCGGAACCUUAGACCCUUAAUGUUUAGGAUAUGUACUAUUUUCGUUCUCUAUCAUAACGCAUAAGCUAAUCUUAUUCAGAUUUAGUUUUAGUUUUUUCAUUUCUUAGAGUUUGAACCCGUCCCCGGCUGCCACCAGGCUCAAGAAACUCUCAUAAUCCCCAAGUUUUUGUUCCAAUCAUACGUCAUUUCCAUCCCUCUGUUCAACUACAGCUCUGGUAGUGCUCUUUGGUUGAAGUCAACAUGAAUCCGUGGUCAGCCAUCAAGGGAAUCAAUUCAUGUCUAUGGUGCAUGCGCGUGCUGUGGAAGGGAUUGCUUCAUUUUUCGUGUAUUUUUACUACUUUUCAACCAAAAGCUGUGUUAAAGCGCCGUGUAUGUAAUUCAGAUUGAAACAAAAUGUUCAGUUCAUACAUUUGGGAUAUUGCUUUUAAUGAAGGUCUAAAUGCGGGUCUUAUUUAUCACCAUUUUGGACUUUUAUUGCAUGUUUUCUUAAAGUGAUGAUGUUCAUGAAUCAGGUGAGUUCACUCUCCGGGCAUUUCUAAAUGGACGCUUGGACCUUUCACAAGCAGAAAAUGUUGGAAAACUUGUAUCGUCCAAGUCUAUAGCUGCAGCGGACUCUGCAUUGGCUGGGAUCCAGGUAUGCACGUUGUUUCAUCAAUAUCUCCCAACCUUGUGGUUUUUCAUUGCGGAAAUGAAGGCUAAUCGAUACCUUCUUCCUUGGAAUAGCUUUUUGCUGCUUGGUCUGUUGGUCAAUGACGGUUCAUAUCUUCAUAAAAUGUCUGAUAAUUAGUCAUUGUAUUUUCCUUCUCUCAAUAUAGGGUGGGUUUUCUUCUGUGGUCCAAUCAUUGCGACGGCAAUGCAUCGAGUUGCUUGUAGAUAUUGAAGCCCGCUUGGAUUUUGAUGAUGAAAUGCCUGCCUUAGACACAGGCCAUGUUAUCCGCACUAUAGAUGGAAUGUGGAAAGAUGUGCAGCAGGCAUUGGAUACUGCAAGUUAUGGCAGACUUCUUCAAUCUGGACUUCAGGUAUUACUCUGAUGGGGAUUUAGUUGCAAAUUUUUGCAUACAAAUAUCAUGGAGAGUGGAAUCCAAUCCAUAAAUCAGUGACUAAAAGAAUAGAAAAGGCUUUUAUUGUGUCACUUGAGUUAUAUAAGAAUUCCUGAAUCCACGAAUUAAGAAUUACAAGUUGUUCAUUACCCAGGGCUAGCAGUGCGCCCUCAUCAGGCCGAUCCCCUAAUGUGGUAGCAACUUAAGCGGUUGCAAGAGCAAAUGGCCGAAUUGCCAUAUAAACUGUCUCUCAGGGGUAAUAUGUAGUUUAAUUUUUGUUGUUGUACCAAGUAGGUAGGCUAUAUUAUGAAGAGAAAAUAAAUAUUUGGAGACAAAAAACUGAGUUUUGGUAUGAACUCAGAUUUUUAUUUUUAUGAUGACCUUUAUUCUUGAUCAUCUACCCAUCUGCAGUGCACUUUAGAUCAUCCAUUGUACAUCUGAUGCAAUAGGAAUACCAGUUAUCUUCUUUCAACAACAGUUUUCUUCAUUUUGCCCUUCAUACAAAGGACUCAUCCUCUUUCAUUGAGCAUCCUUCAAGUUGCCAUUUUUAGGAUGGUUUGGAUUGUCUGGGCACAAUGUGAGCUUGAUCAGGACCAAAUAACCCAAGAAUCAGGUUAUUUUGCCUUUCAACUGUGGUCUGCACAUAUUGUAUGUAUACAUAAAUUGUAUACAUGGAAAGCGGUAAGAGUAUAUGUUUCCCUUGAAAAUAGGUUGACACAGGUCAGUUACAAUUUGAAUAGGAGAAUGUAGGUGCUAUGAUCAUGGUCAGCAAUAUAUGAUCUAAUAAGAAGAAAGGGUUUCCUAUCCUCUCUUAAAAUUUACUAAAAAAUAUAAAUAUAUAUAAUCAUCCAGAAAAUCUGCUGAUGACAGUUGGGAUGGCCUUUCCCAGCCGGAUUGGGGAAGAGAAGGAAGAGAGACUAUUGAUGAAGAGAAAGACAGCGGGAGGGGGAGAUGAAUGAUAUGGAGCAAAUGCAACUGAAUGCCGAUAAUUGACUUCUGCCACUGCCUGUAGACUCCGUUCCCCCACUUUUAAAACUUAAUAUCAGUUAUAUAUUUUAUUUCAUGUGUAUUUAGAUGUAUGAAAAAGAACCUACGACUUUAAUUUUCUAGAACUGUGAACCAAAAUAUUUGGCCAUUCGUAUCUUGAUCCAUGGGUCUAUGGCCCUAACGUUUUCAGAUAUCCGACCUGAUCUCCUAGGUUGUAUUUCACAGUACCCAUGGUGAUUUCUUCUUCAGCUGCCCGUCAAUCAUAAUUAUAAAUCAACUUUUUCAUGCUGCUUCUGUGUUGUUCUCUCCUCAUGACAACAGCAGAAGCCUGUUCAUUUGUGUUCUGAACUAAUUUUGACUUGAUACUUAUUUCGAAUUUCUCAGGUAACAAUAAUUGGCCGACCCAAUGUUGGAAAGUCAAGUCUCCUCAAUGCCUGGAGCAAAGUAGGUUUUCUAAGCGUAAUAUAUUCCUAUUUAUAAUUUAUUCUCUCUUCUUUUGCCGCUUUCAUUGCCUUGAGCUCAAUAAAACUUAGUUUUCUUUAUCAUCAUCAUCAUCACUGGCCGUCUUAUAAUGGUACGAUUAUAGUGGCUUCUCCUUGAUGGGGAGCCAUUACAUCUUCUGAAAUUGGUUUCGUAAGAUACUUAUUUAAUAUUUUUUUAUAUAAAAAAAAAGAAUUUACAAACUAGGUAUGAUUUUAAAAAAAUUGAAACUUCUGAAAUAGAUAUUUUUGAUGGGAUACGAGGAGGCAUGGGCAAUUUCAAUUUGUUGGACUUGAAAUCCUGGGGAAUGAAUUCAUUUCGGUUCAUACUUGAUUAUCAGUGAAUUAGUAUCCAUACCCUGCCUCAUUGAGUUCAUUAUUUUGAACUAGUAUGCAGAGUGAUAGAGCAAUCGUUACUGAAAUCGCUGGAACCACAAGGGAUGUUGUCGAAGCCAAUGUCUCUGUUCGCGGGAUUCCUGUCACUCUCCUGGAUACUGCUGGCAUCAGAGAAACAGAUGAUGUGGUGGAAAGGAUUGGUAAGUUGAUAUUUAUGAAUUGUGACCCAUAGUUGAUAGCGAUUUUUAUUUAAUUUUAAUUUUAUGUUAACAGUUGCCCAUCAAGUUUGCUUCAAUAAAUUUGACUCAAAACUGAUUUUGAAAAAUUAUUUCCUUGGUCAGGGGUUCAGAGAUCUGAAGCAGCUGCUGUGGGUGCGGAUGUCAUCAUCAUGACAAUCAGUGCUGUAGAAGGCUGGACUUCCGAUGAUGAGAAACUUGUUCAGCACAUCCAGGCCUGCCCCCAAUCCACCGCCUUGUUUUCAGGACAAAAUCUUGACAAGAUUAGUCUUAAAAUUUCUUAAUCUUUCUUUACCCAAAAAGGAUGAAAUUAGUAGAAGCUUUCAACUUAGAAUAUCGGCAUUGUUAUUUUAGCAUACUGAAAUUUUAUGAAUUUCAUAAAAUUUCUUAAUCCUUCUAGUGAUUUCUGCAUCCAAGGAUAUUAAAUUUCUCUUAAAUGCUGGUAGCAUGAUCUUAUUUACUUUAUAUGCUUUCUGUUUGGACAGAGAUCGACGGGUUCCGCCACGCCGAUGAUUCUUGUCACGAACAAAAUUGAUAGCCUGGUGUCAGCUCCCAUCUCUGCCAGACCCACUCAGCUUGAAGGGAACUACUUCAAGAAGCAUGUCCUCACAUGCGCCGUGACGGGGCAAGGUGUGGGGGAGUUGGAGGAGGCGAUACUUGACGUCAUUGGCAUUGAACCAAUCCCAUCCGGCGGUCGGAAAUGGGCAACAAAUCAGGUAGGUGCUACUUUCCUAAUUACGCAACCAACUGUUCCUCAGUAUUUCUCAUAUUAUUUCUAUUUUUUGGAAACUGGAUGCGCCAAGAUUAAUCCCAUGGUUUUUAUAUCAUUGGUGGGUAGAUUUCUCAUGCAUGGAUCAAUUUGUCUGAUUUUAUUAUCAUUAUUAUUAUUAUUAUUACUGAUAUUUUCUCUGUUAUUAUUAUCAUCAUCAUCAUCAUCAUCAUCAUUUUCAGAGGCAGUGUGAGCAUGGAUCAAUUUGUCUGGUUUUUUUAUUUAUUAUCAUCAUUAUUAAUAAUACUGAUAUUUGCUCUAUUAUUAUUGCCAUUAUCAUCAUCAUCAUUUCCAGAGGCAGUGUGAGCAGCUGGUUAGAACAAGGGAUGCCCUGUCGAGACUGAGGCAGUCCAUAGAUGAGGAGCUUCCCCUGGACUUCUGGACAGUUGACUUGAGGGAGGCAGCCCUGGCCCUUGGACAGAUCAGCGGCUCUGACAUCUCCGAAGAGGUGCUGUCCAAUAUCUUCAGCAAGUUCUGCAUCGGCAAAUGA